AUGGUCAUAUUGGUAGGAAGACUUAUUGGAACGCACCUAGUCACGGGCUCCAUUGUCUGCAUGAUCAUUUCCAAAGUUGAACCAUGGACGUGGAACAUUCCCAAACGUUUCGCCGGCAGGGCCAUUGUCUGCAUGAUCAUUUCCAAAGUUGAACCGUGGACGUGGAACAUUCCCAAACGUUUCGCCGGCAUCGUUGGCAUCGUCAGUGAGUAUCGCCAUCCUAAGCACCACACAGCUACUCGUCAGAGACAAGUUAAGCCGAUCCUUUGA
Messenger RNA from Protopolystoma xenopodis, 270 nucleotides. The record is from the annotation of a GenBank genome assembly. Lineage: Eukaryota; Metazoa; Platyhelminthes; Monogenea; Polystomatidea; Polystomatidae.